GAAAUACAUAACUUUAAAUACAUCCGUGUAGCUCUGUCCUCAGUCUUUGCGAUGUUUUCUACGUGUAACGACUGUAGGAUGUGGAGACGUAGGCCGACCACCAACUCGAGGAGGCUAUCCUUGUCACUCCCAAGACCUCCCCGCUAUUCUUACCGAACCAACGAUAUUAGAGAUGACAAGAAGAGAAUACUGGAAGUGCAAAAUGUUGACCUACUGUUUAGGUCAAACGGAGAGGCUCAUCACACUGAUUUAUUCCAGUUGAUGUGGAGGAAGGAAAAUCCACAAUUAGUUGUAAGAAGAGGUCAAGUGUUUAACCUGAAAAUAACAUUGACCAGACCAUACAUUGAAGAUCAUGACUCAAUUUCAUUUAUUUUCUCCCUUAGCGAUUGUGAAAAUCCUAGUCUUGGACAAGGAACGCUUGUUGCCAUCCCGCUCACAAAGCGUGAAAAAUUGAAAGAAGAGCAUCUCAUUUGGUCUGCACAGCUUGAAUCUGUCUCAAACAAUGUUAUCAAUGUUAAGAUAACAACUUCAGUGAAAUGCAUAGUCGGAAAGUGGUCUAUGGACAUUGACACAAAAUUGUCUCAUAAUUUGACAUUAAACUACAGUUAUAAAGGGUUGAUUUACAUUCUAUUUAAUCCAUGGAAUAAAUAUGAAGAAGUGUAUUUACAAAAUCAUGAAGAGCGGGAUGAAUAUGUGUUAAGUGAAUCAGGCUUGAUAUACCGAGGAACUCAUACUAGAAUUAAACCUUGCCCUUGGAAAUAUUCACAAUUUGAGACUGAUGUCCUUGACUGUUCAAUAAUGCUUUUCAAUAAAAUAAGCAAGGUAUCUUUUUCAAGUAUGAACGACCCAAUACAAAUCUGCAGGGCUUUGUCAGCAGCUGUGAAUGAUCAAGAUGAUAAUGGGGUAGUAAAAGGAAACUGGACGGAUGAUCAUGGUGGUGGAGUAAGUCCUACAGUUUGGACUGGAAGCAUGAAAAUUUUGCAGAAAUACUUCAAAACCAAGAAACCUGUCAAGUAUGGCCAAUGCUGGGUAUUUGCGGGUGUCCUCACAACUGUGUGCAGAGCUCUUGGAAUUCCGGCCAGACCUGUGUCAUGCUUUGAUUGUGGGCAUGACUCGAUGGGCAGUCUCACAAUUGAUUAUUUCUACGAUGAGGAAGGGAAAUACAUGAAUGAACUCCAACACGAAUCAAUAUGGAAUUUUCACGUAUGGACUGAGGUUUAUAUGAAACGUCUUGACAUUGGAAAGGAAUUUGAUGGAUGGCAGGUGAUUGAUUCAACGCCGCAGGAGCUGAGUGACAAUCAGUUUAAAUGCGGCCCUACAUCAGUUCAUGCAGUUAAAAACGGCCGCAUUCUGACACCUUAUGAUGGUAGUUUUAUCUUUGCUGAAGUCAAUGCUGAUUUGGUAUACUGGAAGUACAUUGGACCAACACAACCUCUUAAACUAAUAAAAACUGAUACCAAAAAGAUUGGAAAACUUAUUUUGACAAAGGCUGUACAUGAGUGGGAUAAGGAAGAUAUCACCCAAAAUUACAAACAUCCUGAAGAUACAAAUGAAGAAAGAUUGACAAUGAUGUCUGCCCUUCAAAAAAGUGGAAACUCGCUGAGCAGGUUUUACCUCAAUGAAAAUUUUAAUGACAUCAAAUUUGAUUUGAAACUUGUCGAUGACAUAAUUAUAGGAUCAUCAUUUGUAGUUUCUUUGAAAAUGAUUAACAAAAGUGUAACUAAGAAUUACCAAGUACGUGUAAAUCUAGCUGCUGAUGCUAUUACAUAUACUGGAAAACAAAAAGGAGAAAUCAAAAGAAUACAAAGAGACAUCACAGUGGAAAAAAAUUCAGGAGAAGAAGUAAACAUGACAGUCACUUACAACGAUUAUGCUGAUAAACUUGUCGACCAGGCUUCUCUCAGUGCAUCGUGUCUUGCUAGAGUUGUUGAUACAGAUUUUGAUUUCUAUGCUGAAGAUGAUUUUAGGGUUAGGCAGCCUGAUAUAAAAAUGAUUGUGUCUGGGGAUCCUGUCAUUGGAAAACCCAUUAAAAUCAAAGCCAGCUUCAUAAACCCUUUACCGAUCCCGAUAAAGAAAGGUUUUUUCUCAAUCGAUGGACCUGGGAUUACAGACAAGUCGAAGAAGAAGAUAUUCGAUGCUCCUCCACAUGAGGAAAUAUCAGCGGAAUUCAUUCUUCAACCUCAAUACCUCGGUGAUCACAUGGUAGUUGCAAAGUUUGUAUCUAAAGAAUUGAGUGAUGUAGAUGGAUUUAUGAGAAUCUCAGUGAAUUAGAAACAAUUAGUUUAAACCAUGAAGCAUUAAUCUGUAACUAGUUAAAUUUAUAUGUUUUAAUAUUUAGUUAAUGCCUUGAUGUUUAAUUCAUACAAACUAAUUUUUCAAUUAUGUCAAAUAAUAAAGUUUUAUAGCAUGCACAUAAGAAUUAUGUUUAGUCAACUUCUGUAAGUGAUUAUGGCUAAAAUUUAUAAGUGAUAAUAUAAUUGUCAAUCAAGCAUUUUUCAUUCACAUUUUAUUUAUUUAAAUGUUAUAUACAGUGUUUUCAAUUAUGACAUUUUCAGA
Cimex lectularius (bed bug) is the source of this 2556-nucleotide messenger RNA. RefSeq names its product annulin-like. Gene Ontology annotation, molecular function: protein-glutamine gamma-glutamyltransferase activity. NCBI's taxonomy places the organism in Eukaryota, Metazoa, Arthropoda, Insecta, Hemiptera, Cimicidae. The transcript has 14 exons. Gene Ontology annotation, biological process: peptide cross-linking. Bases 52 to 2271 code for a protein of 739 amino acids. The record is from RefSeq and is a predicted model, not a curated record.